Molecule: messenger RNA, 777 nt
Organism: Aspergillus chevalieri
Lineage: Eukaryota; Fungi; Ascomycota; Eurotiomycetes; Eurotiales; Aspergillaceae
Product: OB fold domain-containing protein
Exons: 1
Coding region: 1-777 (258 amino acids)
Biological process (GO): double-strand break repair via homologous recombination; resolution of meiotic recombination intermediates
Cellular component (GO): nuclear body; RecQ family helicase-topoisomerase III complex
Source: RefSeq, a predicted model, not a curated record
AUGUCCACCCCCCAAACCCAAAUCGCAGCUCAACUCCAGAGCACAAAAUCUCUCUCCGUCUCCCCCUCCUGGCUAGAUACCUUCAUCGCUUCCUCCAGCGCCUCCCUCCAGCGCAAUGUCCCCAUCUCCGCCCUCACCCAAACAGCCCUCUUCCGGGUCCUCUCCUCCGACUUCCGCGAUACCCUCACCACCACGAACCACUCUUCCGUCCUCCCUGUAGAUAUCUUCGAUCCGACAGUGAAAGAGAGGCGUCUGUCUGGCCCGAUACCCGUACAAGUGCUUGAUAUUGAGGACAUUGGGUCGAGUUUAUGGAGUCAGGUUGAGGCGAUUGAGCGGGUGGAGCGUGGGGAGGCGAUUCGGGGGAGGGAGAUUGUUAGGACGGUGAAUGUGGGGGAGGAUAGUGAAGAUUGGGCUAGUAACGACAAUGGCAACAACAACAAUAAUAAUGCUGGCGGUGGCAGCAAUGGGCCUCAUCGGUUGAUCCUGCAGGAUGCGGCAGGGACUAGGACUGUAGGGAUUGAGUUGAGGCGUAUCGGUGAUGUUUCGAUUGGGAAGUUGCCGAUUGGUGCUAAGAUGAUAUUGCGGAAUGCUACGGUUGCUCGGGGUAUGGUGCUGUUGACUCCUGAUUGCGCUACUGUAUUGGGAGGGAAGAUUGAGUCUAUGGACCGGGCGUGGAAGGAGGGUCGGAAGGCAAGGUUGUUGGCGAGAAUUGACGAGAUGGCACGGGAGGAGAGACAGACGAGCGGAAGCAGAGGUGGAGAUGCAAUGGAAGGAUGA